Molecule: messenger RNA, 438 nt
Organism: Caenorhabditis remanei
Lineage: Eukaryota; Metazoa; Nematoda; Chromadorea; Rhabditida; Rhabditidae
Exons: 3
Coding region: 1-438 (145 amino acids)
Source: RefSeq, a predicted model, not a curated record
AUGACCCGUCUACGAAGUAUUGUGGUCUGCACUAUUCUUUUUCUCCUAUUCCUUAUUUAUUGCUGGAUACUGAAAAACAAACCAAUGAGAACCAAAUCAUUGAUUUUCAAAGAAACUAAUAUUCUGCCCGAUUUGACAUUUUCAAAACUAGCUGACCUUGAAAACAGAAUGGUAAUUGAGUUGGAUGCUCUUUCCAUGGAAGAAUACGAUAAAAUAAAAAACAAGAGCAUCAAAUCUGAAUCUGUGCAAGAAUACGGAUUGAUUCAAAUCAUUGUAUUCAUAUCUUGUUCUAUAAGUGGAAUCAUACUUGUUCUCUGCAUUGCUCGUCGUUUUUACAUUCAAAAUGACGACGAAUUUGAUGCCGAACGAGUAUUGAGCACCAGUGUCAUAAGCAGCCAGGAAAAAUUAUUUGGGAGCUAUCAAACCAAUCAGAACUAA